AUGCAGCGAGGGCGGGUCCACGUCCCCUGUUUUUUUUUAUUGACCGUCUCGCAGGCUUGCACUUUCCCUGCUGGCCAAAAUGCAUUAAUAGCCGUUAGGGCACCGUUCUUCACAUCCUGGAUUGCAACUUGGCUGGCUCCCUUCUCCAGCUCCCUCUUUCUACCCGUCUCCUCCACCGCAGUCAUGUCGCGCGCAAUCGACAAAUUCCCCGACCCGCCCGUCAAGCGGCCCACCAAGAUCAUCGGCAUGGGCUGCAGCCGCACCGCGACCCUGGGCCUGUACAAGGCCCUCAGCAUCCUGGGCUACAACACCCUCCACAUGAUCGUCAUCAUCAACGGCGAUGCCGGCGGCAAGCACCACGACCCCAAGAUAUUUUAUGAGGCCAUCGAGUCCCAUACGAACCCCAAAUCGGGUAUAAAACCAUACGACAAGGCAGACUUUGAGAAGUGGUGGGCCGAGUACGACGCCGUCCUAGAAUGCCCCAGCUACUUCCCAGAGGCCAUCCUCGACGCAUACAAGGACGACCCGGACGUCAAGUUCAUCCUGACGGAACGGCGGCCCGAGGGCUUCGCCAAGUCGUUCCGCAGCUCUAUCGGCAGCUUCGAGACGGGCGUGCGCAGCUUCCCGCUCAGCUUCCUCAAGUUCCUGGACGCGCGCAACUACUACCUUUUCCGCAUGGGGAGCAGGCUGUGGGACCACUGCGCCGGCGGCGUGCCGCCGUGGGACGACAGGGGCGACGCCAACCUGAGGAGUUUCUACAGCGACUACAUGGCCAAGGUCAAACCCGCUCUGCCCAAGGACCGGACCCUGGUGCUGAACCUCGAGGAAGGGCUGGGCUGGGAGAAGCUCUGCGAGUUCUUGGGCGACGAGAUUCCCGACGUCCCCUACCCCCGCACCAACGACCCCAACGAGUUCAAGAACAUCGUUUCGCCGCACAUCGAGGCCGGCCUCAACAGGGCCAUGGGCGUCGUGGCCGGCGCCGCCGCCGUGGCUGCAGGCGUGGGAUUCUGGUUGCUCAAAAGCCACGGCCGCUUCCGCUGAGGGGCGUGGUCGACAGUGUACGGAUCAAAAUACUUGCGAAGCGUAAAGGAAUGAGAUUUCUGGACAUGCCUAUAUUCUCGCUGUUUUUGGAUUUGACUGGAAGCCUGCCUGCUUCUGAGCUGUUGAUUCAUCAUACGGGAAAGCAUAUCAAAUCUACAAGCCGAGCAUCUUUAGGCGAUGAUGGCAUUCGGCCACUCAUGGGUUUUCCUAUUCCAUCUUCUGAGGCUUACCUCCUUUAGCACAAGACAGAUAAUUAGCCCCUUUGCCGUACUGUUUUGAUGUUUUCUCUGCCAUAAAAUACCACAAAGAGAUUUCACUACAAAAGUCUUCUCCACGCUUUGUGAUGUG
Gaeumannomyces tritici R3-111a-1 is the source of this 1389-nucleotide messenger RNA. RefSeq lists its product as hypothetical. Lineage: Eukaryota; Fungi; Ascomycota; Sordariomycetes; Magnaporthales; Magnaporthaceae. The record is from RefSeq and is a predicted model, not a curated record. The transcript is spliced from 3 exons. Bases 1 to 1041 code for a protein of 346 amino acids.